CAGGCACCCGGAAGUUUGUAAUAUGGAUGAUGUUGGCGAUUACAGCGCGCUGUUUUGUUCGUCAUUGCGGCUCUGUCUAACCUCCAUUGAGCCGUCUUUUGAGGAAGUCGCGUCGGUUGCCCCAGCAUGAGGAGGAGUGUAUGAACCGGGGCUUUAUAAAUGUGAUGCGUCCAGGAUUUUGGCGAGAGCAGUGACAUUUCGUCAGGAUGUUUAGGUUGUUUGCGGCUCUGGUGAUUUUUGGGCUGCUGCUUGCGUGCCUCACUGCUUGGGUAUUUGACAGAUAUGACACCGCUUGGCACCCUAAACCCAGUUUACAUCCACCGGGAGAUGGAAGCAUCAACAGGAGGAGCGGCCCGCCGUAUCCCAGCGGACAGCUGGAGAAUAUAUUUUGGUUUGUGCAGGUUUCCGACAUCCAUGUCAGUCGUUUUCAUGAUCCAAUGCGGAUUCCGGACUUUGAAACGUUCUGUAGUGACACUAUUGAUGUGAUUAAACCUGAUCUUGUGCUGGCCACAGGGGAUCUAACAGAUGCAAAGACUGAGAGUAGAAUGGGCUCUCUUCAGUAUGAAGUGGAGUGGCAGGCCUACCACAACGUCCUGAAACGAUCACGAGUGUUGGAACGGACCAAAUGGAUUGACAUUCGGGGAAACCAUGAUGCCUUUAAUAUUAUAUCACUGGAGAGCGUGAAUAAUUAUUACAGGAAGUAUUCUGCCAAUCAAAAAAUUGGAUCAUUCCACUACAUACACAGAACUCCGUUUGGAAACUACUCGUUCAUUUGUGCUGAUGCCACUCUGAUGCCGGGACCCAAACGGCCCUAUAACUUCUAUGGUAUCCUGAAUCAGCCUCAAAUGGAUUUGUUGGCGACCUUUAGAGAUGAAAGUCUGAGCAGUAACCAAUCCAUUUGGUUUGGACAUUAUACAACAUCUACUAUCAUCUCCCCAUUCCCAGGAAUCAGAGAGCUCAUGAGUACAGCUGUGGCGUAUCUGUGUGGACACCUACAUACACUAGGAGGCCUUAUGCCCAUACUGCAUAGUCGACAUAAAGGAGGCACACUGGAGUUAGAGCUGGGUGACUGGAUGAGUAACCGCAGGUACAGAAUAUUGGCUUUUGACCAUGACCUGCUUAGUUUCUCGGACUUGACGUUUGAGGACUGGCCAGCUGUGCUCAUCACUAAUCCUAAAGAUGCUCAGUACCUGAAUCCAGAAGUGGAACCUCUCGGUCGCAUACGCAGUUCCACACACAUCAGGGUCCUGGCCUUCUCGGAGUCUCCGAUCACAGCUGUGUAUGUUAGUGUGGAUGGAGAUACACUGGGGGAAGCUGUCAGUGUAAAAGGACCUCUGUAUGUGCUACCAUGGGAUUCGUCACUCUACUCUACAGGACUGCACACCAUCAGUGUUAAAGUGGAGGACUCAGCAGGUCGCUCAAAAAUACAAGAGCAGCUGUUCACCCUGGAAGAAGAUCUUAUCCCCGGCUUCAGCUUCACACAAUCCUUUAUUCUCCUCACAGACCACUACAUACUGGCGCGGAUUUUAUUUGUGACAAUAGUGUUAAUAAACCUUGGUGGGCUUGUAGUCUUCAGAUUUAUGGAUGUGUCUUCUACAAGAGGUCAUUUUACAGGAUUGAUUUGUCAAGCAUUGACAUCCUUACAUCUUGUCAGUAAAAUCAACAUCUACUACUACUCUCUACUGCUGUUCAACCUGUGCACUGCGUUAGGCCCAUGGUUCAUUGGGGAAGUAAUUGAUGGGCACACUGGAGCCUGCUUUGCUUUUGGGGUGUUUGUGGAUGGGCAUUUUCAUGAAGGCAGUCUGUCUUUUGCUGUUGGAUUUUUGCAGGUCCUCUUCUUCAACAUGCCUCUCACGUUUUACCUCUGCUGGAGUAUUCAUCACAGAUGCCACGGCACCAACUUCCGCUCGCAUUUCUGCCAGCCAGGUGGCCGCCUGUGGACUAUGCCGGUGCACGUGGUCAUGCUGGUGCUUUUGAUCUGGCAGGCCUAUUCUUGCUUCUUCUUGCUGGCGACCUAUGGGCCACUGGCGUUUUUCCUGUCUCCAGUGCGUACAUGGGCCCUGCUCAUGGCUGUGCUGUUGGUGUACAGGGUCUGGUGCGGACCGCCGCCUCGUUUCUCUGAUGAUAGUAAAACCAACAAACCUUUGUGACAGUGACACCAUUGUUAUCACCCAUAGUAUUUGGCCUGUAUACUUUUAUUGACAGACAUUUUGUGCCAGGUUCUUCCAUUUUUUUAGCCUUUUUCUCUUCAGUAUCAGAUUUGCCAGUCAUUGCCAUCAGAUGUUAGGAAAGCCAAGUUCGCAUUCAGAUUCCUAUUACAAACUUUUUUAUUAACACUAAGACACGUUUGUAGAGUUUACAGCCAGGGCAAUUCCCCCAAAAUAAAAAUCCUUAACCU
Messenger RNA from Misgurnus anguillicaudatus (oriental weatherfish), 2398 nucleotides. RefSeq names its product transmembrane protein 62. NCBI's taxonomy places the organism in Eukaryota, Metazoa, Chordata, Actinopteri, Cypriniformes, Cobitidae. The record is from RefSeq and is a predicted model, not a curated record. Gene Ontology annotation, molecular function: hydrolase activity.